CCUGUACUGAGCGAGAGCGAGGCGACGGCUGGGCAACGGGAGUUCGCCGGUUUAAUGGCGGCCAUGUUGGAUCGGAAGUGAAAUGGAGGGAGAGGACAAGGGGAAAAAAUUCAGAAACCGGUCGCUAGCAACGGAAACUGUUUCUCCGUAGUUGGGAGAGGACGAUCGGCCGUUAACAGCGAGAGCUAAGGAAGCGUCGCCCGGGGGGGAAAGUUUAGUUAUUUUGUAUGGUUUUAAAUUUCCCCCCCAAUAUAAUAAAAAAGGACAAUGGCGGAUCCGGCUGAGUGCAAUAUAAAAGUGAUGUGCCGUUUCAGGCCGCUGAAUGAGUCGGAAAUCCAACGCGGUGAUAAAAGUAUCUGCAAAUUUCAAGGGGAUGAAACGGUGGCGGUCGGGGGGAAGUCCUAUGUGUAUGACCGUGUUUUUCCAUCAAAUGCAACACAAGAACAAGUAUACAAUGCAUGUGCGAAAAAUAUUGUCAAAGAUGUACUUGAUGGAUAUAAUGGUACAAUAUUUGCGUAUGGUCAAACUGCCUCCGGUAAAACUCACACAAUGGAGGGAACACUUCAUGAUCCUGAUUGUAUGGGAAUAAUUCCAAGAAUAGCCCAAGAUAUUUUUAAUUAUAUUUACUCCAUGGAUGAGAAUUUGGAAUUCCACAUCAAGGUUUCAUAUUUUGAAAUAUAUUUGGACAAGAUUAGGGAUCUUUUGGAUGUAUCCAAGACCAAUCUCUCUGUCCAUGAAGAUAAAAAUAGAGUCCCUUAUGUCAAGGGUUGCACUGAACGUUUUGUUUGCAGUCCUGAUGAAGUAAUGGAUACAAUUGAUGAAGGAAAAUCCAACAGACACGUAGCAGUUACAAAUAUGAAUGAGCACAGCUCACGUAGCCACAGUAUCUUUCUUAUUAAUGUCAAACAAGAAAACACUGCAACGGAGCAGAAGCUAAGUGGCAAGCUUUAUCUGGUUGACUUGGCAGGCAGUGAAAAGGUUAGUAAAACUGGAGCAGAAGGCGCAGUUCUCGAUGAAGCCAAGAAUAUCAACAGGUCUUUGUCAGCAUUGGGGAAUGUCAUUGCUUCUCUGGCAGAAUCAAGUUCUUAUGUACCGUACCGUGACAGCAAAAUGACAAGGAUCUUGCAGGAUUCUCUGGGUGGUAACUGCAGAACAACGAUAGUUAUUUGCUGUUCUCCAUCAACCUAUAAUGAAGCAGAGACUAAAAGCACAUUGAUGUUUGGUCAAAGAGCCAAGACUAUUAAGAAUACUGUAACAGUUAAUGUUGAGCUAACAGCAGAACAAUGGAAGAAGAAAUACGAGAGAGAAAAGGACAAGAACAAGACACUGAGAAAUACUAUACAAUGGCUUGAAAAUGAGCUCAAUCGAUGGAGAAAAGGUGAGACUGUACCUCUAGAAGAACAGUAUGACAAAGAGAAAAACAAAGAAGCACUUGAGAUUGUUCUCACUAAUGACAAAAUAGAGGAAUCUCCUACAGUCAAACUCACUGAUGCUGAAAAACUGAAGAUGGAUUCAGAAAUUUCUAAACUGUACAAGCAACUUGAUGAUAAGGAUGAAGAGAUCAACCAGCAGAGCCAGCUGGUGGAAAAACUUAAGCAGCAAAUGUUGGAUCAAGAAGAACUUCUGGCAUCCACCCGGCGAGAUCAAGAUAAUAUGCAGUCAGAGCUGAAUCGUCUGCAGGCUGAGAAUGAUGCCUCCAAAGAGGAAGUGAAAGAAGUAUUGCAAGCCUUGGAAGAACUUGCAGUGAACUAUGACCAGAAAUCACAAGAAGUAGAGGACAAAACAAGGGAAUUUGAGUUACUGAAUGAUGAACUCGGUCAAAAAUCGGCAACAUUGACAUCACUUGAUGCUGAGUUGCAAAAACUGAAGGAGAUGACCAAUCAUCAGAAAAAACGAGUGACUGAAAUGAUGACAUCAUUGUUAAAGGAUCUUGCAGAAAUUGGAAUUGCAGUUGGAAACAAUGAUGUUAAGCCUGAAGGAAGUGGCCUUCUGGAUGAGGAAUUUACAGUAGCACGGCUGUACAUUAGUAAAAUGAAAUCUGAAGUUAAGACCAUGGUAAAACGCUGCAAGCAGUUAGAGAGUACGCAAGUUGAGAGUAACCAGAAGUUAGAAGAGAAUGAAAAGGAACUGACAGCUUGUCAACUUCGCAUCUCUCAGCACGAGGCAAAGAUCAAGUCACUCACAGAAUAUCUGCAAAAUGUUGAGCAUAAAAAGAGACAUCUAGAAGAGUCUGUUGAUUCACUAAAUGAAGAUUUGGUCAAGCUUCAAGCACAAGAAAAAGUACAUGAAAUGGAAAAGGAACACUUGAACAAAGUACAAACUGCAAUUGAAGUGAAGCAAGCUGUAGAGCAACAAAUGCAGAGCCACCGUGAGGCGCACCAAAAACAGAUCAGCUGUUUAAGGGAUGAGAUUGAAAAGAAAGAGAAACUCAUCACUGAUCUUCAAGACCAAAAUCAGAAAAUGAUGCUGGAGCAGGAGCGACUACAUUUAGAACAUGAAAAGCUAAAAACUGUGGAUCAGGAGAAAAGUCGUAAAUUACAUGAAUUAACCAUUAUGCAAGAUCGUCGAGAGCAAGCAAGGCAGGACCUCAAAGGACUAGAAGAGACAGUGGCAAAAGAACUCCAGACACUCCAUAAUCUUAGAAAGCUGUUUGUUCAAGACUUGGCAACUAGAGUCAAAAAGAGUGCUGAAAUGGAUUCUGAUGAUACUGGUGGUAGUGCUGCACAGAAACAAAAGAUCUCCUUUCUUGAGAACAAUCUUGAACAGCUCACUAAGGUUCACAAACAGUUGGUACGAGAUAAUGCAGACCUUCGUUGUGAACUUCCAAAAUUGGAGAAACGCCUUAGAGCUACAGCUGAAAGGGUCAAGGCUUUGGAGUCUGCGUUAAAGGAAGCGAAAGAGAAUGCAGCUCGAGAUCGCAAACGCUACCAGCAGGAAGUAGAUCGCAUCAAGGAAGCUGUGCGAGCAAAGAACAUUGCAAGGAGAGUACACUCUGCACAGAUUGCUAAACCCAUCCGUCCUGGUCAACCCCCCAUGGCAUCUCCAACUCAUCCAAGUGCAAUUCGUGGAGGUGGUGGAUUCUUCCAUAACAGUCAAGCAGUUGCAGUACGUGGAGGUGGUGGUGGCGUAAAAUCAGAUAAGAUUGUCCCUGGAGGGAUGGCUAAUAAUGCUGAAAUUGGAGAUACUGGCUUCUUGCCUUCAACUGUUAAAGCUGCUAAAGCAACAACAUAAUCAAGGAGAAGCAGAUGUCAUCCAAAAACCCCAUCAUUCCAAGGCAGUGUGAACUCUGCAACUUAGACUUUUGACAGGAUUAUUUUUGGAAAAAUUGGAAAUAAAAACUGGCCUGUACAGCUACAUCCUUGCAAAAUAAGAGUGCAAUGUAGGCAUCUUGCAAAUACUACAUGUGAUUUAAUGUGUAGCUUCAUUGCACAGUACAUUGUCAUUCAUGUCUUAAAUUUAGUCUGCACUGUGCCAAGUUGAAUGUACGUUGUUGCAGGAAAACUUUAGCAAAAGCAUUGAAGCCUAAUUUGUGUACAUUUCAUUGUUUUAGGACUUGUGAAACAAUGUCGCCAAGUAGAUCUGAUAAGCUUGUUUUACAGUGGGGAAAAAUAUUUGGAGUGACCCAGCUAUAAUUCUUGUGUAAAUUAAGACAGUACUUGAAGUUUUUUCUUGAAAUGGGAUUUUUAUUUUGAUUUAAGAUGAAGAGGAGUAGUACAAUUUGAAAACUGAAGGUGCAUUUUUGACUGUGGUUAGAGCAAGGAGCUAGGAUUAUACAGGGAAAAAAGCUGCUAAUAAAAUUCUGGGAAGUUUUGAAGAGGUUGUUUAACAUAGACAUCGCAUUGGCUAAGGUUUUGGAAAGAACAGAUUAAACUGCUGAAAAUGUAAUGCUGACCAUAAAUGUAAACAGAAAAAGUUAAAAGGCAUUAAAAUUUAGAAACGGAAGGAACUUGCAGCUGCAUCUCCUGUCCAGAUUCUUUUAAUUAAUGAUGAACUAACAGUCACCACUGGGCUUGCUAUAUAAUAAAACAACAUAAAAAAGAGCUUUUGAGUUAAGAAAUUGCACUUGUUCUGGUUGCAUAAUUGGUUUCAGUUGAAGUACAAUUUUUUUUAAAUGAAUGGCACUUGUUAAUCUUUUUUCCAGUGUUUAAACAUUUUGCUCUUACCUAAUUUAAAAAAAAUGCUUGGUACAUGCUAUUGAUUACCAUACACGAUGGUAAGGUAGCCAUUAACAUGCAGCAUGUAGAAAGGAGUCACAAAUGGGAAACGUUUUACUGUAUUUAGUUCUUUGUAGGUAAGUACUAAACAUUAAUACUAUGAUGAACUCUAAUGGCAUGAAAUGCUUAUGUUGACUCUAAACAGUCUAAGCCAAUAACCAAAUCAUUUUUUACGUAAGUAACUCAAUUUUUACCAUUUUGCUUGUGCAGUUAAGAUAUUUGCAAAAUAAAAUAACCCAAAUCAAAAAGGAACAAACCAUUUAAAUGAUGCACAAAGUUGCAUUGCUGUGAAUCAAUUGGAAUAAGUGAGAAAGCAAUGAGGUAAACUACGCAACCUCACAGAAAAGUCCCCAAAUAUUCUCAACCGAGUAUAAAUUUUAGGUGUAUCUUAAAAUGGUACAUUUUUUAAAAGUGCUUCAAUCCCACAUGUAAUAUUUGUAAUUUCACAAAUAUACAGGUCUCUUUGCAAAUUCAUUUAGGUUUGUGUUAGGAUAUUGUAUACAACUUCUUGGUAAAAGGCUGUUUAUCCUAAACUCAAUGGAUUACGCUUUGUCAGUGUUCAUGCCUUGACUGUUGGAUGCUUAAAUUUCAUUUGUAUGCAAAUGAAAAUUCACCUAUUAAGUGGUCAGUUUGGGGAAGAGUGCAGCUUAAAUGACUAAACCAAGACCCAUGAUGCAUCUUUUUAAAAACGUGGUGAUUAUUAUUUUUGGCACUGUAUUGUAUUUUUGCCUCGUAAUUUUCUAGCAUUUUUAAAGUUUACAGUUGCUGGAGGCUGACCAACAAAUCAGCCAGUAAAGCAAUGUGAAGUAAACACAGUGCUAACAUGUUUCAAGCAGUGGUGAAGAUCUAAUUUGGGGGUUUUUUGUUGUAGACUUAAUCCAUGGGUAUUUGACAUUCUAAAUGCUAAUCAGCUUAGUCAAAAACUCGAGAGCUGUAUUUAUGAUAAACAUCUUUAAAUUUAAUUAUUUUUUAUUCCUAAGAACGGUAUCACCAUGUUCUUUUGUAAUUAGAAGUAUUUAGACCAGAAUAAGGCUACACACAUUGUCCAAGACAGAACUUAACACUUUUUUGUAAUUUUGUCUCACCAAUAUUGUAAAUGUUUUGAUUUUGCAUAUUUAUGUAUGGCUUUUUUUUUGCAGAUAAGAGAAUCUGUAUAUUAGAUCUAACACUCAGAAUUGGUUGCUAGGUGCAGUCACUGCCGAAGGAGUAACUAGUUUAAGGGCCAAUUUUUCGAUAUUGCAUACUUUGCAAAUUUCCAAUUUGUGACAUCUGUAUCAAAGUUACCAUUGCAAAUCUUCUGGACGGGGCUGUUAGCUGGGUGUUGAAUACAAAUUUAUUAUUUGUUGAAUAGUAAAUGCCUCGCUGUCCUGAUUGCAUUGCAGUGUACUCUUCAAGUGCUUAUUGUAAGCUUGUUCCUCACAUCUUCAAGAAAUAAUCGAGUUUAUGCUUUAAAACCAUUUGAAUAAAAACUUACUAUUUAUUCAUGGUGAUGAACUAAAUUAUUUGCAUUAUUUAAACAAUGCUAAAGAAAUUACUGUAAUAGUUCUAAAUUUGACAUGAGAUGACACUAAGAUAAUCCGCCUGUGGAAUAUGGUGCAGAAGAAGUCGGACAGCAGAAGGCACAUAAAAUUCUGUUUUGGUUAAGCCAUCAUUUAGUUUUGACUGACUGCAUGCUGUAAAUGUAUUUGUGUUUAAAUAAAUAUGACUUUUGUCUGGGAAUUCAA
Molecule: messenger RNA, 5938 nt
Organism: Hypanus sabinus (Atlantic stingray)
Lineage: Eukaryota; Metazoa; Chordata; Chondrichthyes; Myliobatiformes; Dasyatidae
Product: kinesin-1 heavy chain
Exons: 27
Coding region: 268-3231 (987 amino acids)
Biological process (GO): microtubule-based movement
Molecular function (GO): ATP binding; microtubule binding; microtubule motor activity
Source: RefSeq, a predicted model, not a curated record